UCAGCCGCGGCGGCGGGGCGGGGCGGCGGCGGGCCCGGUGACGGCGCGGCGCCGCCGCCAUGGCGCUGUCGCCCUACGUGCAGGCCAUGCAGGAGCUGUUCCGCGCCAACACGCGGAGCCGCGAGUUCCCGGCGCACGGCGCCAAGGUGCACUCGGUGGCCUGGAGCUGCUGCGGCCGCCGCCUCGCCUCCGGCUCCUUCGACAAGACCGCCAGCGUCUUCCUGCUGGAGAAGGACCGGCUGGUGAAGGAGAACAACUACCGAGGUCACGGGGACAGCGUGGAUCAGCUCUGCUGGCAUCCCAGCAACCCUGACCUCUUCGUCACAGCAUCCGGGGACAAAACUAUCCGCAUCUGGGAUGUCCGCACCACCAAGUGCAUUGCCACUGUCAAUACCAAAGGGGAGAACAUCAACAUCUGUUGGAGCCCUGAUGGACAGACCAUUGCAGUGGGGAACAAGGAUGAUGUGGUAACUUUCAUUGAUGCCAAGACGCAUCGCUCCAAAGCUGAGGAACAGUUCAAGUUUGAGGUGAAUGAGAUCUCCUGGAACAAUGAUAAUAACAUGUUCUUCCUCACUAACGGGAAUGGCUGCAUCAACAUUCUCAGCUACCCAGAGCUGAAGCCUAUUCAGUCCAUCAACGCCCAUCCUUCAAACUGCAUCUGCAUCAAGUUUGAUCCCAUGGGGAAGUACUUUGCUACGGGCAGUGCUGACGCGUUAGUCAGCCUCUGGGAUGUGGAUGAACUGGUGUGUGUGAGGUGCUUCUCGAGGCUUGACUGGCCUGUGCGGACACUGAGCUUUAGCCAUGAUGGCAAGAUGCUGGCAUCGGCAUCAGAAGAUCACUUCAUUGACAUUGCAGAGGUGGAGACAGGAGAGAAGCUCUGGGAGGUGCAGUGUGAGUCCCCCACCUUCACAGUGGCCUGGCACCCGAAGAGGCCGCUGCUGGCCUUCGCCUGUGACGACAAAGAUGGCAAAUACGACAGCAGCCGGGAGGCAGGCACCGUCAAGCUCUUUGGGCUCCCCAAUGACUCCUAAUGAAACCGUGCCGGGGGAGGCAAUGCCUGCCUGCUCUCACGGGGAUGGGAGAGUGCUUAGUUAGUGUAGGUUGGGGUGAGGAGAUUGCCCCCCUCCUUGCCUGGUUGGCAGUGCUGCCACCUUUGGCUCAGCUCUGUGUGUACUGCUCUCGG
Molecule: messenger RNA, 1183 nt
Organism: Falco peregrinus (peregrine falcon)
Lineage: Eukaryota; Metazoa; Chordata; Aves; Falconiformes; Falconidae
Gene: THOC3
Product: THO complex subunit 3
Exons: 6
Coding region: 60-1031 (323 amino acids)
Biological process (GO): mRNA export from nucleus
Cellular component (GO): THO complex part of transcription export complex
Molecular function (GO): protein binding
Source: RefSeq, a predicted model, not a curated record